AUGAAAAAUGUGGACACUAAGUUUGGAACCGCCGUGUCUUGCGUAUUGAUAGAUACCGAAAAAACACAAACAAUCAAUGUUUUCCUACCGAAAGCCAUCCGAAUGACGGACGUCGAUAUUUCCGAAUAUGUCAGCCUUUCCGUCGGCGAUCUCACCAGGCACGAGGCGUACCCCGAACAGAGCAUGAAGAAUGUGAACACACAAUUCGGGAUGGCGGUGUCUGCGUGUUACACAAAACCGCGGGGACACGCACUAUAA
This is a messenger RNA of Macrosiphum euphorbiae (potato aphid), 258 nucleotides long. Lineage: Eukaryota; Metazoa; Arthropoda; Insecta; Hemiptera; Aphididae. The record is from the annotation of a GenBank genome assembly.